AUGUCAGCCAAGAGGGCAGAAUUCAAGAAAACAGGCUUGGGCAAGAACUACAAGACAGUUUACCUGGAAUUGAAGCCAGAGACGAUCAAAGUGUGUGAUUACAAAGGAGUUAAACACCAAGGUCCAUUCAACAAAGCAGGAAUAACACAUGAACUGAAGAGUGAACUCAGGGAGGUGAGAGAAGAGCUCAAGGAAAAAAUGGAAGAGAUAAAACAGAUAAAAGAUGUAAUGGACAAAGAUUUUGAUAAACUUCAUGAAUUCGUGGAAAUCAUGAAGGAAAUGCAGAAGGAUAUGGACGAGAAGAUGGAGGUUUUAAUAAAUAUACAGAAGAACAACAAGCUUCCCCUGCGAAGAGGAUGGAUGGAGCACGAGGAACUGAUGGGCAAGAGCGAAGCGGACCCUCGGCUCAGGCUCAAGAAGAUGGACGCAGCUGGCGGAGCGGCCUUGUCUCUCCACAAGAACACGGUGGUGUCACCCAAACCCAAAAAGGAGCUGCCGGACUCCCUUCCUCAGUGUAGGAGCUGCUGCGUAAGUGGAGGCUGCCCGCCGCCCCGCCCCGUCUGGAGGCCGGCUGACCUGCCUGGCCUUCGAGGCCCGCCCGAGGCGCUUCCCGAGCCAGGACCCUGUAGGGCUUGA
Urocitellus parryii (Arctic ground squirrel) is the source of this 636-nucleotide messenger RNA. It is a transcript of the gene Tex35, whose product is annotated as testis expressed 35. NCBI's taxonomy places the organism in Eukaryota, Metazoa, Chordata, Mammalia, Rodentia, Sciuridae. The record is from RefSeq and is a predicted model, not a curated record. Gene Ontology annotation, cellular component: nucleus.